AUGUUCCUUACUAGAAGUGAGUACGACCGUGGUGUGUCGACGUUCUCGCCCGAGGGCCGCUUGUUCCAAGUUGAGUACUCGUUAGAGGCUAUUAAGCUUGGUUCUACAGCUAUUGGAAUCAAGACCAGCGAAGGUGUGCUGCUCGGUGUUGAGAAACGAGUGACCUCCAAUCUGCUUGAGACGUCGAGCAUUGAGAAGAUCGACGAAAUUGACCGCCACAUUGGCUGCGCCAUGAGCGGUCUGACUGCGGAUGCACGCACCAUGAUUGAUCACGCCCGCGUCGAGUCCACUUCCCACACUUUUAACUUUGACGAGGCCAUCAGUGUCGAGUCGGUUACUCAGAGCGUUUGCGACCUGGCGUUGCGGUUCGGUGAGGCCGGUGAAGGUGAGGAGCAAGUCAUGUCCCGUCCGUUUGGUGUUGCUUUGUUAAUUGCCGGCGUCGACGAGCGCGGGCCACAGCUCUAUCACACUGAGCCCACCGGUACCUUCUACCACUAUGAGGCCAAGGCCAUUGGAUCCGGCUCGGAGGGUGCCCAGGCCGAGCUUCUUCAGCACUACCACUCGGGAAUCACUCUUGCCGAAGCCGAGAUGCUCAUGCUCAGGGUUCUCAAGCAGGUAAUGGAGGAGAAGCUCGAGGCCAAAAAUGUCCAACUUGCCAAGGUCACCAAAGAAAACGGCUUCCAUAUCUACACGCAGGACGAGAUGGCGGAGGUUGUUGAGCGCUUGGGUGCGACAGGAGAUGAAGAAGAACCCGGAUUGCGGCAGUAA
Wickerhamiella sorbophila is the source of this 768-nucleotide messenger RNA. Its product is annotated as putative proteasome subunit alpha type-5. Gene Ontology annotation, biological process: proteasome-mediated ubiquitin-dependent protein catabolic process. The transcript has a single exon. Bases 1 to 768 code for a protein of 255 amino acids. The record is from RefSeq and is a predicted model, not a curated record. Gene Ontology annotation, cellular component: nucleus; proteasome core complex; proteasome core complex, alpha-subunit complex. NCBI's taxonomy places the organism in Eukaryota, Fungi, Ascomycota, Dipodascomycetes, Dipodascales, Trichomonascaceae.